Messenger RNA from Anopheles bellator, 4785 nucleotides. RefSeq names its product ras-specific guanine nucleotide-releasing factor 1-like. Bases 1 to 4785 code for a protein of 1594 amino acids. Gene Ontology annotation, cellular component: plasma membrane. The record is from RefSeq and is a predicted model, not a curated record. Gene Ontology annotation, molecular function: protein binding; guanyl-nucleotide exchange factor activity. NCBI's taxonomy places the organism in Eukaryota, Metazoa, Arthropoda, Insecta, Diptera, Culicidae. The transcript has 21 exons. Gene Ontology annotation, biological process: positive regulation of GTPase activity; Ras protein signal transduction.
AUGCUAAGCCCAAAAAUGCAACGGUCCGUGCGGGUGAACGAAAAUCAGCUGAUUAUGCUGUCCGAUCGGGCGCAGUAUGAUCACUCAAUGCAUGGUUACCUUCACAAACGGACGUCAGACAACAACAAAUGGCAGAUGCGAUGGUUCGUGCUCUAUCAGAAUCUGCUGUUCUACUACGAAUCAGAACAAUCUUCGCGGCCUUCCGGGCUAAUCUUUCUGGAGGGCUGCUACUGUGAGCGGCUUGUUUCAGCCCCCUCGAUAUCCGGACCCCCCAUAUCCAGCAGCUCCAACCAAACGCCCAAAAUUAUCAAGGAGGAAAAACUACAGCAUUGCUUCACAAUCUGCUACCGGCGGGAGAACCAGCGACAGUACGAGUUGCGCGCGGCCACCGAAUCGGAAUGCUCAGCAUGGAUCAUCGCCAUCCGGGAGGCAAGCUUCAACAAACUGCUGCUCCAGAAGGAGGAACUCGAGCAGAAACACGUCCAUCUGCUGCAAGUGGUUGAGAGCGAGAAAACGGCCAAAUGGCAGUACACGCAGCAGUGCGAGGAGCUGGCCUCGGAAAUACGGAAGCUUCGGGCCGAGAUUUGUGUGCUGCGGAAGGAGACCCGCUCGAGCUACUCGGCCACGCCGGUCGGCCGGGGCAGCUUCAGUGUGCCGGGCGAGUCGCAGGACGACCACGGGUCGCUGCCGGGCCUGUGCGCCUCGGUGCAGGACUCGAUCGAGCUGCGCAAGAUCAAGAAGGUGCAGAGCUUCUUCCGCGGCUGGCUGUGCCGCCGGCGCUGGAAGCAGAUCGUCGAGGAGUACAUCCGGUCGCCGCACGCCGAGAGCAUGCGCAAGCGCAACCACCUCGUGUUCAGCAUGGUCGAGGCCGAGGAGGAGUACCUGGAGCAGCUGGAGGUGCUGGUCGCGUGCUUCCUGCGCCCGUUCAAGAUGGCCGCCAGCUCGAAGAGGCCGCCCUGCUCGCACGAGGACGUCAACUCGAUCUUCCUCAACUCCGAAACGGUCCUGUUCCUGCACCAGAUCUUCCUGAAGGGUCUCACCUCGCGGCUGGAGUCCUGGCCGACGCUAGUGCUUGGCGAUCUGUUCGACAUGCUGUUGCCCAUGCUGAGCAUCUACCAGGAGUACGUCCGGAACCACCACUACAGCCUGCAGGUGCUGACGGAGUGCAAGAGCAACGGCAACUUUGCGACCGUGCUGAAGCGCCUGGAGGCGAAACCGGCCUGCCAGGGCCGCAGCCUGGAAACGUUCCUGACCUACCCGAUGCACCAGAUCCCGCGGUACAUCAUCACGCUGCACGAGCUGCUGGCCCACACGCCCCACGACCACGUGGAGCGCAAGAGCCUGCAGAACGCGCGCCAGCAGCUCGAAGAUCUGUCGCGCCAGAUGCACGACGAGGUGUCGGAAACGGAGAACCUGCGCAAGAACCUAGCCGUCGAGCGCAUGAUCGUGGAGGGCUGCGACAUACUGCUCGACGUCAAUCAGGUGUUUGUGCGCCAAGGAAGCUUAUCCGUUCCGCCGGGGCGCGGCCGAAUCCGCAGUCGGCUGGCUUCGUUCAAGAGUGAACGCGAUGCGGUCCGUCAAUGUUUCCUCUUUUCGAACCACAUGAUCAUAGCAACGAGAACUUCGGGAGGACGGUUGCAUCUUCUGCCGGACGUUGGGAAAAUCCCGUUGGCCGACGCUACUCUGGUGGAGGAUCCGAGCGAGGUGCAGCACGACGAUGAGGAAUCGUCCGUUUGUUCCGCUUCGACGCGUGGCAGCACGCUCAGUGUGACCGAGUCGGUCAAUGCCGGGAACCGGGAUUUCAAAAUUUUCGUUGAAUCAAAGUCCACCCGCCACGGCAUACAUCUGGUGGCGCCGACCAUCCAGGACAAGGAGGCGUGGAUCAGUGACAUAUCGCAAUGCCUUGACAACAUUCACAUGCACUCGCUGCUAUCGCCUGGGAUCGGAGGUUCCUCGGGAGGAUCCCUUCUUGCAGGCCACCAAGCGCUGCGGGCCGAUCCGCGCCUGUUCAAAGAUGACGUCGAUAUUCGGUUCUCGCGGACCCUGAACUCGUGCAAAUUGCCGCAGGUGCGAUAUGCUACGCCGGAGCGCCUGCUGCAGCGUCUUACCGACCUGCGCUUCCUAUCGAUAGACUUUCUGAACACCUUCCUACUCACGUACCGCGUGUUCACGGACGGCGAGACCGUGCUGAACGCGCUGAAAAGCGUCUUCUACGAUCCGCCCGUCGAGCCGCCGUGCGACUGCGAGCACCAGACGGACUUCCUGGAGCUCCCGUACCAGGAUGGGCGCGCCUCACCGCGACGCACUUCCGGCGCUAGCUCCGUUUCUGGUUACUGCUCGGAAGGCGCCGACCGGGAUCGAUCGAUGAGCGGGGACUCAACAGGUCUCCGCUUCCGGGGCUCCCGCCGAGGCUACCAGAGCCAUCAGAGCACCGACCAGGAAACCCUGUCGUGGAUACCGGAACAGGUAGGGCCGGUCAUAGUCCACAGUGCGCAUCACGCGAACGAGAAGACGGACGAAAAGCCGAGCGAGCAGACGGCCGGGCACAUCCAGAGUAAAUCGCAGCAUCAAAUCCAUCAGCAGCCGCAGGACGACUCGUACCUGGUGAUACCGAAAACGAUGCCCGGUUCCAGCAGUUCCGACACUUUGACAGAAACCGCCAUGAGUGGUCCUUCGUCCCCGUCGAACCUGAGCAGCGUCACACUGGUCGGAUCGACCGGAUCCGGUGGGCAGGACAAAUCGGACGACACGCCAACGGAAGGGACGUUCAAGUACGGCAAAGCACCGACCAGUCCACUUCCGGAGCGCAUCCAUCCGAGGGUCCUAAAAUCCCAACCGCACGGUGCACCGCCCGCGACCCCCACCAUCUGCAUGACGGACACUAGCCAAGGGGACGAAGUCCUCACGGCCAUCGACGGCCAGCCGCAUCGGCAGCAGCCCGAGCAACAAAUUAAAACACCGCUGACACCUCCGACACCGCCGACCGUGACCACGACACCGUGCUACAGCCCGUCCAACGGACAGCAACACCCGAACGGGAUGUCCCCGCUGCACCACCACCACCACCUGCCCGGCAAGACCGACCAGGCCACCAUCGUGCACGGCCGGCUCGAGGUGGGCGGUCAAAAAAUCGUAACUCAACCCCAUCUGACGACCACGACGACGACGACGACGGCCACCUCGGCGAAGAGCAUCUCACCCCCACUUCCUCCGCCCCACCUCCUGCCGAUGGACCGGCGGCCGAGCGUUGGCCACAACAUUGCCAUCCCGCAUGCGGCCCUCUGCCAACACCGCCACAGUCUGCAGCUUAAUGGCGACGGAAGUUUGUUCAGCAAGAGUGAAAAGACCACCAGCAGCCCCCGCUUAACCACACGUAAAUUCUCGGCCCCGAAGACACCGGAACGACAGCGCAAGAGUCUGUUCGGAACGCCGCAGCGGGACCGGGACACUUCCAGCACACGCCGAUUUUCCGAAAGCGACGACGACAUGGCCACCUCGAUCUUCACCACACCGCGAGGGUCGCUUGGCGGCGUAUCGCUCAACACCAUUUCGUCCCGAGCUUCCAUGCAGCACGAUCAAGUUCCUCACUGCUCCAGUAAAGUAGGCGUAGUAAUCACUUCCUACCGCCAGUCGCAACGCAGCAUGGGACCAGAUCCUCUAUGGAGUAGCACGUCGACGGCGGCGGCGGCAUUCGCGAUCGCUACCUCAGCUUCCAGCAAUCCCCGGGACGAGCCCCCCGAGGUGGAAGCUAGGAACCGAAAAGAAUCCGUCGUCAGCUCGCCGGCCACGAUGCGGGUGCUGAACGUGCUGCGGCACUGGGUGUCGAAGCACUUCCAGGACUUUGAGCAGGAUGCGGCGCUGCGCAGUCAGACAAUAGCGUUCCUGGACGACAUCACCUGCAGUCCCAACCUAUUGCCCACUGAGCACCGGGCCGCAUCCCAGCUGCUGCGGCUGCUCUGCCGCGACGACAUCGACAGCGGGAAGCAACAGUUGGAGAUUCUGCUGACGCCCCCACAGACUCCGAGCAAGGAAAGCAUCGAGACGCUGUCGGCGCUGGAAAUCGCGGAACAGAUGACCUACCUGGACCACCAGAUAUUCUUGGCCAUUCGGAGCGAAGAAUUCCUGGGCCAGGCGUGGAUGAAGUCGGACAAAAAGUCCCGUGCGGAACAUAUCAUUCUUAUGACGAAACGGUUCAACGACGGCUCACGAUUAGUUUGCUCGGAAAUCGUUACGAGGAGCAAUAUGGCGGCGCGGGUAGCGGCCAUCGAGAAGUGGACAGCCGUGGCGGACAUCUGCCGGUGUUUGCACAACUUCAACGGGGUCCUGCAGAUCUGUGCGGCCUUCACGAACGCAGCCAUCUAUCGGCUGAAGAAAACCUGGGACAAAGUACCUAGAACAAUCAAAUCGACAAUCACAAAACUGCAGGCGGUGGUGUGUUCGGAUGGCAGGUUUCGUGUGAUGCGCGAGGCCCUCCAUCGGUGCGAUCCGCCCUGCAUUCCGUACCUGGGCAUGUAUCUGACCGACCUGUCCUUCAUCGAGGAGGGCACACCGGACUUUACACCGGAUGGGUUGCUGAACUUCUCCAAAAUGCGUAUGAUUGCCCACGUAAUACGCGAGAUACGCCACUUCCAACAGACGCCGUACAAAAUCGAUCACAUACCGAAAGUUACAUCCUACCUCCUGGAUACAUCGUUGCUGCUGGACGACGACGAAUUGUACCACAAAUCACUGCAGAUCGAACCGCGAAGUUCCCGUCUCAGUGCACCGAACACGGCCAAUGUUUAA